Mollisia scopiformis is the source of this 423-nucleotide messenger RNA. RefSeq lists its product as uncharacterized. Bases 1 to 423 code for a protein of 140 amino acids. The record is from RefSeq and is a predicted model, not a curated record. The transcript has 2 exons. NCBI's taxonomy places the organism in Eukaryota, Fungi, Ascomycota, Leotiomycetes, Helotiales, Mollisiaceae.
AUGAACCGACUGUAUAUCUUCUUUGCGCUUUGCGCAUUUCUUGUAACUACUUUAGCAGCUUCGCCUCCCUCAUUCUGCAAAUGUACAUGCUUCACCAACAGCACGAUCAUUCCGCUGUCAUCACAUUCUAGCGGCCUCGAUGAAGCUCCCUCUCGAUCAGCAUCAGCGACUUGUGCGACCUGCAAUAAAGCCUUUUGUCUCGCGCAACGACUACCUAUCUGUAAGGAUGCUGAAGAGAAAGAUGUCUAUACUACCUGCUUUCAGAGAGAUAGCAGGAAGGACCAAAUCGUUGUGCUUACGUUUAUUGGAGGUACGAUCGGGUUGCUGGUCUGGGCAGCUGUGAGGAAAUUUCUUGAGAAGAGGAAGGGUGGAGAAGUGAGAAUGGAAGAUACGCAGAGAGGAUAUGCUCCGGUUGGGAGGUAG